This is a messenger RNA of Magnolia sinica, 603 nucleotides long. RefSeq lists its product as uncharacterized. Bases 1 to 603 code for a protein of 200 amino acids. The record is from RefSeq and is a predicted model, not a curated record. The transcript has a single exon. NCBI's taxonomy places the organism in Eukaryota, Viridiplantae, Streptophyta, Magnoliopsida, Magnoliales, Magnoliaceae. Gene Ontology annotation, biological process: DNA integration. Gene Ontology annotation, molecular function: nucleic acid binding.
AUGUUCAAAGAUGCCAUAGAAUAUGCAAAACGAUGCCAUGAAUAUCAGAUCCAUGGAGAUGUCAUACAUAUGCCUCCUGAAGAUCUUCAUCAGUCAGUCGUUUCUUGGCCCUUCGCUGCCUGGGGACUCGAUGUCAUUGGUCCCAUAAAUCUGCCCUCGUCUAAGGGAAAGCAAUAUAUAUUGGCAGUGACAGAUUAUUUUUCCAAAUGGACUGAAGCAGUGGCACUCCGAAAUGUCAAAGAAAAAAACAUUGUGAAUUUCAUCCGACAUGCGAUAAUAUAUCGCCAUGGCAUCCCAAAAGGAAUCCUCACCGAUAAUGGUACUCCUUUCAAGAAUAAGGGUAUGAAAAAGCUGUGUCAAAAAUUCGGCAUUCACCUCUCAUUUUCAACACCCUACUAUCCACUAGUAAAUGGAUUAGCAGAGGCAUUCAAUAAGAUGAUCGUAAAAAUACUAAAGAAAACUGUGACUGGGAAUAAGCGUGACCGGGAUGAAAAGUUACAAGAAGCUCUAUGGGCUUACAGGACUACGCACCGAUCUGCGACGACAACAACACUAUAUUCGUUGGUUUAUGGUAUAGAACCCGUCAUCCCGAUCGAAACAUAA